Messenger RNA from Symbiodinium pilosum, 598 nucleotides. NCBI's taxonomy places the organism in Eukaryota, Dinophyceae, Suessiales, Symbiodiniaceae. The record is from the annotation of a GenBank genome assembly.
GAAAGACAAGUAUGAAAAGAACUUGCUUUGGUAUUAUGUGGACAUCAGCUACAAGGGCACCCGCACGGAGGAGGACAAGGAAACCUUGAAAAGACAGACAGAUCUGGGGGAGGGUACCUCAAGCAAAGUGCCCUUGGGACUUGCAAGGGCGGAAACAAAAAGGGGCGGCGCAGCACCGCCCUCCGACUCAAGCGAAGGUGAUGACGACAUCAGUGACGACAAUGAUGAUGAUGAUGACGGUGAGAGUUCAUCAAAGGAUGGAAAGGAUUCGGGGGACUCAGAGUGUGAGUCGCGCAAGAAGCCACGUGGCAAGGCAAAGUCAAAGGGUAGAAAAAACAAGCGCAAGCGAGAUGAGCUAGAGGAGGAGAUGCCGGACGAGGACAUGGAUGGUGUACCCCAAGUCCUCGAUGAGAUCCUGAAGCAGCAGAAGAAGUCGAAGCUGGCCACCUGGGUCGCUGCUGUGAACAAACUGACUGUGCUCGCCGGCAAGACUACCAAAGGUGGUAAGGCUGCGCAGAGUAAGGGUGAGGGUGGUUGCACUAAGGGGUCGGCUCCAAAGCGCGGAGCUGCCAAGAAGAAGGCUGCUGCAAAGAAGUAG